Molecule: messenger RNA, 2763 nt
Organism: Quercus lobata
Lineage: Eukaryota; Viridiplantae; Streptophyta; Magnoliopsida; Fagales; Fagaceae
Exons: 7
Coding region: 1-2763 (920 amino acids)
Molecular function (GO): RNA-DNA hybrid ribonuclease activity; nucleic acid binding
Source: RefSeq, a predicted model, not a curated record
AUGGAGCCUGAUGUUAAUUAUACUCAUAUUGUUCUGAUUCCUAAAGUAAAGAAACCGGAAAAAAUGGCAGAUUUUAGACCGAUUAGCCUUUGUAAUGUGAUAUAUAAAAUUAUUUCAAAAGUUUUGGCAAACAGGUUAAAACUGAUCUUGCCACAGAUAAUUUCUCCUACUCAGAGUGCAUUUGUACCAGGUCGCCUUAUUACUAACACUGUGCUUGUAGCCUAUGAGACUUUGCAUGCCAUGCAUAUUCGAAGGAAGGGGAAAAAGGGGGCUUUAGCUCUUAAGUUGGAUGUAAGUAAGGCCUAUGACAGGGUGGAAUGGAGCUUUCUUAAGGGUAUGAUGAUAAAACUAGGUUUUCCGGAGGUUUGGGUGGAUAGGGUUAUGAGGUGUGUUUCUACACCUUCCUUCUCUGUUCGGAUUAAUGGAAAAGUCUAUGGCAAUGUCAUUCCUUCUAGAGGUCUUCACCAAGGAGAUCCGUUGUCUCCUUAUCUGUUUUCGAUAUGUGCUGAAGGUUUUACCUUGCUCCUUGCUAAAGCAGAAUUAGAUGGGAAGUUGCAUGGAGUGGCAGUCUAUAGAAAUGCUCCUCGUAUAACUAAUCUGCUUUUUGUUGAUGACUCUUUGAUUUUUUGUCAAGCUAAUAAAGAUGAAGUGCAGGUUGUUUCAAAUACUCUACAGCUUUAUGCUGAUGCUUCUGGCCAAUGCUUUAACCUAGAGAAGUCUUCUGCUUACUUUAGCAACAAUGUAUCUGUGGAGCAAAAAGCAUGGAUUAUUAAUAAACUGAAGGUGAAGGCUGUGGAAAGGUUUGAUUCUUAUUUGGGGCUGCCUACUUUGAUUGGACGGAGGAAAUAUGAUUUUUUUGCUUUCCUUAAGGACCGAGUUUGGAAAAAGAUGCAGGGUUGGAAGGGAAAGUUGCUUUCUAGGGCAGGGAAAGAGAUUCUGAUAAAAGCAGUGGCUCACUCUAUUCCCACCUAUACGAUGGGGGUGUUUCAAUUGCCCGGAAAAUUAUGUGAUGAGUUAGAUGCUAUGUGUGCCAGAUUUUGGACUGUUGGUUACCUAAUCAGCAAACCAAAGGAGGAUAUUGGGGAGUGGAGGGUUUCAGACUUAAUAGAUUGGCAGAUCCACCAAUGGGAUAGAGAACGAAUUCAAGCUUUAUUCCAUCAGUUUGAUGCUGAAGCUAUUCUUCAGGUUCCUUUGAGCAUGCGGGUUGUGCAAGAUUCCUUGGUAUGGUUGUUUACAAAGAAGGGCAAAUAUAGUGUAAAGUCCGGGUACCAUGUCACUAAGUUAUUGAAGAUGGCAAAGAGUUCUUCAGGAGAGACUUCAAUACAAAGAGAAAGCACUUCCUUUUGGUCACGGGUUUGGAAAGCAAGGGUCCCCAAUAAGGUAAAACUCUUUUCUUGGAGAGCAUGUCAAAAUAUAUUGCCUACACAGGAUAAUUUGGUUCGAAGAAGGGUGGUGGAGGAUGCGAGUUGUUGCUUCUGUCAUAGAGCUACGGAAACGGUAUUACAUGUGCUUUGGGAGUGUGGGGCUGCACAGGAUGUGUGGGCGAGUAGUGCUAUCAGAUUUCAAAAUUUUGGGACUAAGCAAGUGGAUUUUAGACAGUUGGUAGCUAGUCUCAUGCCGAAGCUGUCAUUGGAGAGGAACACGGUGUUGCAUGGGGGUGUCUUCCAACACCCAUCACAGUCUCACCAACGUGCAUCAGAUUAUUUGAGAGAGUUUGUUGAGGCUCAAGACCAACUAAGUGUACCUGUAUCAGUCCAUGUCCCUACAAGUCAAGCAUGGCAACCACCACAAGGAGAGUUCUUCAAGCUGAAUUUUGAUGGAGCCAGUUUUGAUAAUGGUGCGACUUCGAGCUAUGGUGCUGUUGUUCGCAAUGGGAAUAGUGAAGUUAUGGCUGCUGUAUCUGCCAAGGGUGGUGUUGUGCGGGAUGGUGAAGAAUUGGAGGUGAUGGCUUGUCGCAAAGCUUUGGAAUUUGCUAUAGAUGCUGGUUUUAUGGAGGUGAUACUAGAAGGUGAUAAUGCUCUGGUUAUGAAGACAGUUUCAAAGGCUCAACCAAACUUCUCUCGGCUUGGAUUGAUCUAUGAAGAUAUUUGGUACUUGGCUGCAGGUUUUAGAUCCAUCUCAGCUAGCUGUGUUAGGUGUAGUGCCAAUGGUGUUGCUCAUGCUUUGGCAAAAUUUGCUAGGUUAUCUGAUAAUGAUAUUUCCUCUUCCCCUUAUGCUGGUAGGGGAAGCACCAACAAGGUGGUGGAGUGGUACAACCUCUUUGUUCAUGAAACCAAGGCUUACAUCCGGGAAGUGGGCUUUAAGCCUAUCCUUAGCCUUCUGCCAGAAAAGUCUGCAAGUGCAACUUUGGUGCAAUGCCUCAUCAAGGGGUGGUGGGAUACUACACAUACCUUCCAUAUUGUUGAGUGGGAGAUGACGCAAUGGAUUGUUAGGUAUGGCCUCAUAACUCUGGGCACCAAUCCAAAUUUGAGGGAAUUCCCUCUAGUAAGGACCCAUCUUUUUGGGUUAACUGCAGAUGAGGCACUCUACUUGGCGGAGAUUGUGCGACGUCAACUGAUGGGUAGAGAUGACCUACAGAUUGUAAUGGAUCCUCUGGAGUUCACGCUUGCCCUAUGCUCCAUGACCGAUGCUGAGUACAACUUGUGGAGGAGUGACUUUCCCUACGCCGAGCAGCUCAUUGAUGGAUUGGACUAUGAGGAAUUUAACAUCACCUGCCUUAUGCCUUCCCUUACUAUUCAGACAUUUGAAUUCAAUUUGAGGUAA